Molecule: messenger RNA, 1160 nt
Organism: Neolamprologus brichardi
Lineage: Eukaryota; Metazoa; Chordata; Actinopteri; Cichliformes; Cichlidae
Source: RefSeq, a predicted model, not a curated record
CACAGAAGGAACCGAGAAACCAGACGACAACAAAAAGCGCACGAGACAUCACAGACGGCAGGAAGCGUCUCUUGUUGUGUUUAAAGAUUUACUGCAGCUCUACCAUGCCCGUGGCCUCCACCAGGACAGAGCCUGUGCCCCAAGUGUUGGACGCAAUGAGCGACAGCACGGCCAGCUCCACCACAGCCAAUGACCUGGACCUCAUUUACCUCAAAGGCAUCAUGGAAAGCCCUCUGGAGCAAGAGGAGAGCCUGAAGGAGCCACGGUUGUCACCCGUGAGGGAGAAUAAUGUGGAGCUCCUGCAGGAGAUCCUGAGAGACCUGGACCCAUUCACCAAUCGUUCUGACACCGCAGCAGAGCUUGCUCGCAUUCUCACGCAGCCUCACUUCCAGUCUCUGCUGGAGACACAUGAUUCAGUGGCAGCUCAAGCAUGUGAAAGUCCACCUCCCAGCCCAUGUGACUUUGUGGAUCAUGAACCAGAAGACAGCCAAGCACACAACCACCUUCCACCUGAUGCCAUCCGCAUGGUGGGCAUACGCAAAAUAGCCGGGGAGCAUCUGGCGAACGGACGAGAAGUGGGCAGGGACCCCAGGGUUUUACAGGAAGAGCUGCAAGCAGCUAGUGGAAUUGUGGUUCUGAAGAUACUGCCAAGUUAUCAUGAAUCCAUACCACCUGUACAGUUUGACUUCAGUUGUCUGCCUACACUAAUGCUGUGCUCCAACAAUGCAACAGGAAAUCUGUGUACUGGUGUUGGAGGAAAGAAGAAGAAGAAGAUGAUGUAUGUGACCACCAAAAAUGCAGAGUUUGACAGACAUGAGAUACUGCUCUAUGAGGAGGUGGCCAAGGUCCCACCUUUCAAGAGGAAAACUCUGAUUCUGAUAGGUGCUCAAGGUGUGGGGAGGCGGAGACUAAAGAAUAAGCUUCUACUGAGGGAUCCACAGCUCUUUGGGACCAUAAUUCCAUACACCUCCAGAAAACCCAAAAAGGGAGAGCGAGAGAGUCGGAUGUUUGCUUUCACUACCCGCAGCAAAAUGGAAACAGACAUCAAGAACGGGCGCUAUCUAGAACAUGGAGAGUAUGAGGGCAACCUGUACGGCUUGAAGAUCGACUCCAUACAUGAGGUGGUGGAGGCAGGGCGGGUCUGCAUACUGGACGCCAAC